This is a messenger RNA of Camellia sinensis, 2413 nucleotides long. Its product is annotated as 3-ketoacyl-CoA synthase 11. Gene Ontology annotation, biological process: fatty acid biosynthetic process. NCBI's taxonomy places the organism in Eukaryota, Viridiplantae, Streptophyta, Magnoliopsida, Ericales, Theaceae. Gene Ontology annotation, cellular component: membrane. Gene Ontology annotation, molecular function: acyltransferase activity, transferring groups other than amino-acyl groups. The record is from RefSeq and is a predicted model, not a curated record.
CUGUGCCUCUCUGUCUUUCUCUCACCGUAAACGCGCUCUCCCUCUUAUAAACAUUUUUUAAAAAUCUCUCUCUUCACAUGAACACAUUGCUGGUUUCUUCGGAGACGACGAGGUGAUCUGGUGGCAGAGAUUUACACCGCUCAAGGAAUUCUAUGUUCCUUGAGCUGUGUUCUCUGAUUUUCUGUUGAUAGAAACCAUUUCAAUGUCAUUUGAAUUAGUUUUGUGUUUGAACACAUGCCCAAUUAGCUUCUAGAGAUUUCUCUUAACACCCAGAUCUUAGAUUCCUAUAUACAUUUUCCCUGGAAAGUGGAAGAAAAUCUGUGGGGUUUGAUCUAAAAUACUACCCAUCUUUUCUUAAGGGAAUUAGAUUGUUUGAACUAGCUCAAUUGUUUGAAUUCAUCUAUUUCAAUCUAACUCCUUUGUUUGAAAUUCUUCGACAAUGAGUGAAUCAAAACUGAGCAAACCCUUGAUACCAUCAUCUUCGUCGCAGAAGCUUCCUGAUUUCAAGAAAUCUGUCAAAUUGAAGUAUGUUAAACUGGGAUACCAUUACCUCAUUACCCAUGGAAUGUACCUAUGUUUAAGUCCUCUUAUUGUUCUUAUUGCGGCUCAGCUAUCUACAUUUUCCCUCCAAGAUCUGUAUGUUCUUUGGGACCAUCUUCAGUUCAAUCUAAUAUCUGUGAUUCUAUGCUCGACACUUCUGGUGUUCCUAUCCACCCUUUACUUCGUUACUCGUCCUCGCCCAGUUUACCUCGUGAAUUUCUCGUGCUAUAAACCAGAAGAUGCUCGUCAAUGCACGAGGCAGAUUUUCAUGGAGAGGUCGCGUUUGACAGGAUCAUUCAAUGAAGAAAACCUCCAAUUCCAACAGAAGAUUCUAGAAAGGUCUGGUCUUGGUCAGACUACAUACCUCCCUGAUGCUGUUCUAAGAGUACCUCCUAAUCCAUGUAUGGAAGAAGCAAGAAAAGAAGCUGAAGCUGUUAUGUAUGGUGCCAUUGAUGAGCUUUUGGCAAAAACCUCUCUGAAACCAAAAGACAUUGGGAUUUUGGUUGUGAAUUGUAGCUUGUUCAAUCCAACGCCCUCUCUUUCUGCAAUGAUUAUAAACCAUUAUAAGCUUCGAGGGAACAUUGUUAGCUACAAUCUUGGUGGGAUGGGUUGUAGUGCCGGUUUGAUCUCGAUUGAUCUCACUAAAGAUCUUCUUCAAGUUCAUCCCAAUUCGUAUGCUUUGGUAAUCAGCAUGGAAAAUAUUACUUUGAAUUGGUACUUUGGGAAUGAGAGAUCAAUGCUUGUUUCAAAUUGCUUGUUUCGAAUGGGAGGGGCAGCAAUUCUGCUUUCGAACAAAUGGUCUGACUGGCGUCGAUCCAAGUACCAAUUGGUUCACACUGUUCGGACCCACAAGGGUUCUGAUGAUAAAUGCUUUUCAUGUGUUUUUCAAAGGGAGGAUCCAAAUGGAAAGGUUGGAGUCUCGCUGUCAAAGGAUCUGAUGGCAGUCGCUGGAGAUGCUUUGAAGACAAACAUCACCACUUUGGGACCUCUUGUGCUUCCAAUGUCCGAACAGUUGCUCUUCUUUGCCACAUUGGUUGGCAAAAAACUUUUCAGGAUGAAGAUAAAGCCCUAUAUCCCCGAUUUCAAAUUGGCUUUUGAGCAUUUCUGCAUUCAUGCUGGAGGAAGAGCCGUGUUGGACGAAAUAGAGAAAAACUUGCAGCUUUCUGAUUGGAAUAUGGAGCCUUCAAGGAUGACACUAUACCGAUUUGGCAACACUUCAAGCAGUUCUCUUUGGUAUGAAUUGGCAUAUACAGAAGCCAAAGGGAGGGUGAAGAGGGGAGAUAGAAUGUGGCAGAUAGCGUUUGGUUCCGGGUUUAAGUGUAACAGUGCGGUUUGGAAGGCUCUGAGGGCCAUCGAUCCGGCAAAAGAGAAAAACCCAUGGAUGGAUGAGAUUGACCAAUUCCCCGUGGAUGUUCCGAAAGUUGCUGCCAUCUAAAUUCUACUAAUAGUUUCCCAUCCAUUAGAAAUGGGAUUUUGGUAAUUGACUAGAAUCCUGGUCUGGUGUUCUUCAUUUUGGGAUGGACAGCUAACUAGCAAAAGGGUAUUUUUUUUGUCUUUUAAUUCUCUGGUUUUUGGAUCUUUCUAUUUUGCUUUUGCUUCCAGUGUUUGUGGAUGGUUCUCUCUACUUGUUUGGGAUCUAGGAAACUGAUGGGUGUUAAUUUAUGUUUGAUGGUGUAAUCUGGGGCUAGCCCAGGAUUCAUUUUAUUCUUGUGAGAAGCUGAGGGACUUUGAUCUGUGGUGGUCUAGGGAUUUCAUUAGAAUUUGUUUUGAGCUUGGGGCCAAACUAAAGAGGCUGUGCUUCCAAUGUUGACUUUUUUAUGACUUGAAAUUCAUGAGCAUUUGGCUGGGAUUUAUGGCUAUUGAUCUUGAUGCA